UUCUGCUUCUGCUGUUUCCAUCGAUGGUACCUCGGUGGUAGAAGAAGUAGUAGUAGUAGUAGUGGUGAUGGUGCUGCUGUUGUCAGCCCACGCGGAGAAUCUCUAGUCUCUUCUCUCGGACGUGUUAUACUCUACUCUUCAUUUUCUUCCUUCUUCUCUUUCUAUCUUUCUAUCUCUCUUUCUUUAUUUCUCAUUCUCUUUCUCUCUGUCUAUCUAUUUCUCUCUGUCUCUCUCUCUUUCUCUUUCUCUUUCCCUUUCCCUUACUCGGUCGGCCUCUAUCUCUUUUUGCGAUAUAAAAAGAGAAGAGGAGAAUAUUAUUUAAUCGAGAGGAUUUUUCUAUUCGAAUUUCUCUAUAUCAAGAGGAAACUUUCAGAACAGUAUCUUCGUUUAGAAAUUUGUGACAGAGAAGAAGUUACCAAGCAAACACCAUGGCGUUCGCUGGAUUAAAAAAACAAAUCAACAAAGCUAAUCAGUAUAUGACCGAGAAGAUGGGCGGUGCCGAGGGUACUAAGCUCGAUGUCGACUUCGUCGAUAUGGAAAGGAAAACAGACGUGACUAAUGAGCUGGUGGAAGAACUGCAGAUGAAAACUAAAGAAUUUCUUCAACCGAAUCCAACUGCGAGAGCAAAGAUGGCGGCGGUCAAGGGCAUUAGUAAACUCAGCGGCCAAGCAAAGGCCUCGACCUAUCCUCAACCCGAAGGUGUUCUUGGCGAUUGCAUGCUCAUGUAUGGCAAAAAAUUAGGCGAGGACAGUAUUUUUGCUCAGGCUCUUAUUGAAAUGGGAGAUGCAAUGAAGCAAAUGGCCGACGUAAAAUAUUCCUUGGACGAUAAUAUAAAGCAAAACUUUUUGGAACCGUUGCAUCAUUUGCAGACUAAGGAUCUUAAGGAAGUAAUGCACCAUCGGAAGAAACUUCAGGGAAGACGAUUGGACUUUGACUGCAAGCGAAGACGUCAAGCAAAAGGUUCUCACUUUUCAGACGACGAGAUUAAGCAAGCCGAAGAAAAGUUUAUCGAGAGUCUUCAUCUCGCACAAUUGGGCAUGUUCAAUUUACUCGAAAAUGAUGUAAGUCAUGGUUAUAUUGAACAAGUGGCUCAAUUGGCGACUUUUAGCGAAGCUCUUUUGGAAUAUCAUCAACAAUGCACCGAGAUUUUGCGAGUUCUGACUGAGAAACUAUUAGAGAAGAAAGAAGAAGCAGCGAUCAGACCGAAAAUGGAAUUCGUUCCUAAGCCAUUUGCUGAUCUACACGUCGAAGGUUUAACAUCUUCGGAUGCCAUGAACGGUGGGAACUACUCCCUUCACGGAUCAAGUCGAGCCGGUUCUCCGAUCCAUGGAGACGGGAAGCGUUCGCAGCUCGAACUAUUCCCAGCCGGAAAUCCGCCGCAAUCCGCCAAUGCUUCACCGUUGCCAUCACCGAGCAAAUCACCAGCAAGGACGCCAAUGGCAAGACAACCAUGUUGCACGGCUCUUUACGAUUUUAUACCUGAGAAUGAGGGAGAACUUGGAUUCAAGGAAAACGAAACGAUCACCCUGAUUCAAAAGAUCGAUGAAAAUUGGUAUGAAGGUAGCUUAAAUGGACGCAAAGGAUACUUCCCUGUAACUUACGUUCAAGUCGUAGUACCGCUUCCCUAAAAUUAAGCGGAUAACUUGACUUACCAAAGAGAGACCCUUGCAAAGUCGUUCGUUAGCGUCUAUUAAUCACGACAAAUUAUUAAUCAUAAUAAUUGUUAUUAUUAUGUCUCUCUCUCUCUCUCCCCUUUCUCUCUCUCUCUCUUUCUCUCUUUCUCCCUUUCUUCUUCAAUUUAGUCCAAAAUUACGCCAAGAGAGAUUAGAAAAGGUAUUAUCUAUUGUAUUAUUGUUAUGAUUUAACGAGCCUUUCCUCAAACGAUCCUCAAAAAAGAGUUUCUAUCUCAAUCCCAAUCUUUGACUAUAUUUCUAACUCUAUUUCUAUCUCUAUCUUUUUCUCCCUCUUAUAUCCCAUUCGUUCUCUCUCUUUUUCUCUCUCUAUCUUUCACUUUCUCUUUCUUUUUUUCCAAGAAUAGCCUCAAUUAUACGCAUGUUAAUAAUGUACAUAUAUAUAACGUUAUAAUAGUGUCUUUUAUCGACAUUCAGAAGGACCUUCGCGCGCCCAGACGAACACGGGAUGCAUACUAACAAAGUAUAUAUACAUAUAUUAUAUAUACAUACAGAUUAUAAAACGUAUAUAUUUACAUAUAUAUAUAAAUAUAUAUAUAUAUAGAUCUACGCAGAUACGUUAUUAUACACGCUAUUAACUAAACACCGAUCAUUCAUAUACAUACAUACAUACAUACAUACGUACAUACAUAAGUGCAUGCAUUUAUGAAAGUACCAACUACGGUUAUAGUCCACUGCGAUGGGGGCGGCUAUAAUAUAUCUCUUUCAUUUUCUUUACAUUCAUUUCGUCUCUCAUGUCUGUCCUCGUAUUCUCAACGAUAAUACAAAAUAAUAAUAAUAAUAAUAAUAAUAAUAAUAAUAAUAAUAAUAAUAAUAAUAAUUUCCCUCCCAAAAAUAGAACAAGUUCAAAAUAACUCCCGCGAUUCUCGACCGUACAGAAAAAAUCACCCUCGUUGGUCAUUCGUAGAUUUCGUCAUUUGUUUCAAGAAUAAAUUUAUCUAUUCUAAUCUUUCGAUCAUCGCGAUCACGACCAAAUUGAUUUUUAUUCGUUUUCAUAUAUUCCAUUCAUUUUAUUUAUUUAUUUUGUCAUUCUCACAUGGGAAAUUUCAUAUGGCUUGCGUUGGUCCAUGUCAAUGCAAAAAAUCAUUGUUUUGUUGUAAGAAAAAGGAAAGAAGAAAUUGAAUGAAAACUUUUUCAUUUACAUAAUUAAUGAAACUUUCCGUAUUAUUUUUCUUUUUUCUUUUUAGUUUCAUCUUCUAAAUAUUGAAGUGUCCCUACCUCUAAUGUCCUCUGUCCUCCCUAAUCCUAUCUUUUUCUUCUUCUUCUUCUUCUUCUUCUUUCUCCUUUUCUCCCUUCUCUCUCUGCUCGUAAGUCGAUUGAAACCCUUCUUCCUCGAUCGUUUAGCACGAAUUUUUUGUAAUAAUCCUUUUUGUAGAAGACGUGUUUAAAAAUAAUCACGAUUAGAGUUUAGUUUAAGCGAAAACCUCGAAAUGGCGGCUAAUCUUUCUUCCACGAAGUCUUUAUUUCGAUAUUGUCAUUACAAUUGACACAAGAUUAUUUUUAUUACGAAAGAGAAAUAAUAUAUAGAGAAAAUAUUAUCUACCAUAUAAUAUGUAAUUUGGCUAAUUUAAUAUUAUAUACAUUAUAUAUCUUUUUCUUUUUUCUUUUGUUAUUUCAUAUAUACGUUCGUAAUAUAUCUUGUUUAACGGGAUAAUGUUUUUUAAACGUAUAUUUAAGAAGAAGCAUGUGGUUUUAAUUAAAUUAAAUUAAUUAGUUUCGUCCUUCCAUUUUUGACUUUGAUGUACGAGAGUAAAACCGCCAUAACAAUGAAAGUAAUUAAAGAAGAAAGAAAGAAAGAAAGAAAGAAA
Molecule: messenger RNA, 3499 nt
Organism: Polistes canadensis
Lineage: Eukaryota; Metazoa; Arthropoda; Insecta; Hymenoptera; Vespidae
Gene: EndoA
Product: endophilin-A
Exons: 12
Coding region: 429-1628 (399 amino acids)
Biological process (GO): synaptic vesicle uncoating
Cellular component (GO): glutamatergic synapse; presynapse; cytoplasm
Molecular function (GO): protein binding
Source: RefSeq, a predicted model, not a curated record